Molecule: messenger RNA, 786 nt
Organism: Nakaseomyces glabratus
Lineage: Eukaryota; Fungi; Ascomycota; Saccharomycetes; Saccharomycetales; Saccharomycetaceae
Product: histidine phosphatase family protein
Source: RefSeq, a predicted model, not a curated record
AUGGCUCUGAAGACAAUAUAUGUGGCUAGACAUGGGUACAGGUCAAACUGGUUACCUGAGGGACCUUACCCUGCACCUCCAACCGGCAUAGACAGUGAUGUACCGCUAGCUGAACAUGGAGUCGACCAAGCGAAGCAGCUGGCUGAGUAUAUAUCGGCGACAUGGGACGAAGAGCGUAAGCCUCAGAUGGUAUUCACGUCUCCAUUUUACCGUUGUGUUCAGACCAGUGAGCCCGUUGUGAAGGCGCUGGACCUGCCACUUAUCAUUGAACGUGGUCUUGGGGAAUGGUACAAACCCGACAGACCGGUGAUCCCUGAGCCAGCCACUGUGGCACAGCUAUCAGAGUUGUUCCCUGAGGUUACUUUCGACACCCAGUGGGGUGGGCCCACAGUGAUACCGAGCGGGAAAGGUGAGACUGAGCAAGAGAUCUUUGCACGCAGUGGAGAUUUCCUUUCGAAGUUUCUUGACAGGAUGCAAAGGGACUAUCCAGACAUCGAGCGUGUCUUGUUUGUUACACACGCCGCGACUAAGCAAUGCAUUGGUAUGAAGCUGCUAAACAUCGAAAAUGUCAGAGACAGUAUAGACGAACAAGGAAACGUUCUGCAUAACGCCAGCUGUUCCAUUGAUUGGUUCGAAUACACCGGGAACAACUGGCUCCUGAAGAUGAAUGGUGAGACCUCUUUCUUGAAAGACGGUGCCGAGAUGGACUGGAACUUCACCUAUGGGUUUGAAGCCGGCUCUGACGCAGACAUCAAAGCCAGAAGACUACGUGGAGAGAUCAACUAG